UUGACUGCAAUGAAGUGUUUUGUACGUACUAUAGCAAAGUGCAGGCAUGAAUCAUAACAGCAGUCAGUGACAGAGUGAGAGUGAGACGGACGGGAUAUAUAAUUUAGUCUCCACAUCGGGUAGUUGGCGAGUGUAGCUGAGUUGCUCUUAGGUCUUCAAGCGGAUAAGAUGUAUUCUGAUCGACUUUGACGUACUCAAUGUUCACUAUGUACUUUGUGGAUUACAGUUAGCUUGCAUUUUGCAUGUUUUCAUGAGGGCUAGGCUGGUUAGAUCGGAAUGUGAGAUACCCCCUAUGUGAUAAGAGAUAUUGAGGUUCUUAAAUUCAUAGUAAGAGGUUAUGUAGGAGGGCUUGUUUGUGUUUGAGGGAAGUAAUUUUAAUAUUUUGAAUAUUUGCUUCGUAAUUUGGUACAUAAAAAGUGAAUUGUGUAUCUUGCUGUGGGGAAAUGUAAUAGAAGUAUGUGAUAUUUAACCCUCUUUGUGGAAAUAUUAAGAGAGUUUAUCACAAUUAAGAUACAAUCUAUAACUAUAAUGUAAACUUUAGGGGAAAAUUGGAUAAGCUACGAAUCGACAAAAAGGAAUAUUUUAAAACAUACCUGGUUUUGCAAAUCUGUCAUCAUUUAAUCAUAAGUGUAAGCCGAAACUGUUUGGAUUUUAAAAGUAAAUAUCGUGUGUUUUAACACAGAAAAUAACAGAAGCGUGUUCAUGCCUAUACGUUAUUUAAACUUUAGAGCCAGACAAAAUAACACAAACUCACUUAGUUUUUACGACGAGGUGAAUUAUUUUUAUAGACAGCAUGGAUUUUUAAUUGGUUAAUUGCCGCAUAAAGGGUACAGUGGAUACAAACAAUUGACGGUGUUCAUUUGAAGAGCAAGGCGGAUAUAUAAAACAAACGUUGAAAAAGCCUGUUUUUUGCUUAUAAACAAAUCUCAACAUAUUUACAAAGGAUACACAAUUUGUGUCAGAAUGUUUGCUCGCCGUGUGCUCACUGUGUUGGUGGGGUUGGCGGCCUGCACGUGGCUCACCAGCGCCCAGUGCCCCACCCGCUGCCAGUGUUACGGUACCACGGUCCGCUGUAUGUUUCUGCAACUGGAGACCGUCCCCCGCGUUCCCCGGACCACCACAAUUCUGGACCUGCGGUUCAAUGUGAUACGGAACAUUCCACGAGGCGCCUUCCGUGACGCCCCCAGAUUAGAUACACUGUUGUUGAACAACAACGAGCUUGAAGUGAUAGAAGAUGGUGCCUUUGAGGGUCUCAGGGAGAUCCGAUAUCUAUAUUUAUUUAAAAAUAAGAUUCGAGAAAUACGACCAGAUGCCUUCAGACAUCUUCAAAGAUUAGAGCAACUAUUUUUACACAGUAAUAAUAUAGAGCGGAUAAGCGGGGAUCUUUUUAGACACAACGAUAAGUUAAAGAGAUUACGAUUAGACUCGAACCCGUUGCUAUGUGACUGUGAGCUGCUAUGGUUAGCUCGUCUCGUCAAGCAGAACCAGGCGGAAAUGCAGGCAACGGGCACAUGCGCCGCACCCCCGGGGCUGCAGGGCCGUGAUUUAGCGGACAUCGACGUGUCCCAACUUAAUUGCAGUACGUACACAGAUCACGGGGCAGCAGGUACCGGUCUCAGGGAUAACCGGAUACCGGAUAAUAGUUUUGGCUUGGGAUCUAGUCAUAACGGCCAACAGCAAGACUUCCCGGUUAUCACGAGUGAGCCCACGGACGUGCAGAUCAAUGAGGGAAACACCGCAUAUUUCACGUGCAGAGCUACAGGAACUCCAAACCCUGAAAUUAUCUGGGUGAAAAACAAUGAAAUAGUGGACACACGGCGGGACACUCGAUACCACAUUCUGGAUGACGGAACGCUUAUGAUAGAGGACGCCAGGGACGCCGACAGGGGGCGCUACGAGUGCAUCGCCCGGAACAGUGCCGGAGAGGCUCGCACCAACUCGGUGGAGCUCACGAUGAGCCAGCAGCACCACCAGCACCACAACCAGCAGAACCACAUUGAGAGGCCCGGACAGGAGAACAGCGUCCAUGAUGCAGGUCGCGAGUCGCAGAUCCAGAGACACGAGGAGAGACAAAGCCAACGUGUAAGCAAUGUUGCACCCACGUUCCUUACGCGGCCAUCAGACAUUCAAGCGGCGCAGGGAGACAACGUUGACUUCCCAUGUUCUGCUUCCGGUUUCCCCCAGCCGGAGAUCACAUGGACACUUAACGGACGCGCCGUGCGUCUGACGACCCGGAUCAGUCUGAUUGGUGGCGGCCUGCACAUCGUGAGCGUCAGCUCAGGCGACCAGGGGGAGUACCGUUGCAGGGUGGAGAACGCUGAGGGCCUGAUUACCGCCUCCGCCAGACUUAGCGUACAGGUGCGCCCCCACUUCGUGUUGCGGCCGGUGGACUCGAUCCUGACUGAGGGAGGGACGGCCGUGUUCCAGUGUGACGCCAUGGGCGAACCGGCGCCCCUCAUCUCCUGGUACAAGAACAACCAGCCAAUCCCCAACAAUGGCCGUUUCUCGAUCCUGGACUCCGGGCGUACGCUGCGAAUAACGCAAGUGGAGCGCUCGGACCGUGACGUUUAUGUGUGCCGUGCCGAGAGCGCCGCCGGUCGCAUGGAGGCACAGGCCUUACUCGAGGUCUCCUCCGAAUCGGCGCCGAGGUUUGACCCGCGGGAGGCGGACGAGAUGCGGGUAGAGGAGGGAGAGGAUGUUAUCAUGGACUGCGUGGCUGACGGCCAGCCAUCACCCAAUUUCCGAUGGAUCAAGGACGGCACGACCCUGCGGAACAGCCGCAAGUACCUGGUGGAAGGCAGCACACUCACUAUCCGGCGGGCCGUACAGAGCGACGAGGGACUUUACGAGUGUUUUGCCGAGAACACGCUGGGCUUUGCCAGACACUCCAUUCGUCUGCAGGUUAAUGAGGCCGUGUAUCACCCUGGUGACGAGUUUGUCAACAAUGCCAUCCAGACGGCCACUGAUCGAGUGGACGCCGCUAUCAACAGCACGCGCGCUGAACUCUUCGAGACCGGCCGCCGCCAUUCUGUCCAGGAACUACUUUCUCUUUUCCGAUAUCCGUCGGCCGACUCGUUGCAAUUAGCCCGCGCGGAGGAGAUCUUUGAAGAGACGUUGGAGAUUAUUCAUAGACACGUGGCAGAAGGUCAUGCAUACAACCUAAGCGGAAGUGAGCUCACGUACCAGGAGAUUGUCUCUCCGGCCCAUUUGAACCUGAUCGCCAACAUGUCUGGCUGCUUCCGGCGAACGCUGCCGCAGAAAUGCACAAACAUGUGUUUCCACAAGAAGUACCGAACGCUGGACGGCACAUGCAACAACUUGCAACAUCCAAGCUGGGGGUCCGCUAACUCUGCUCUUCAGAGGCUCCUCCCGCCCCACUACGAGAACGGCUUCAAUGCUCCGAAAGGAUGGACUCGUGGUCGCCUGUACAACGGUGUACACCUUCCGAGCCCGCGGCUGGUCUCCUCCUUGAUGAUGUCAACGGAAGUAGUGUCCACGGACCACUCAGAAACGCACAUGUUGAUGCAGUGGGGACAGUUCAUCGAUCACGACAUCGACCUGACGCCGCAAUCGGUCAGCCAGCACAUCUUUAACGACGGGCGGCGAUGUAACGAGACAUGUGAGAACAGUUUCCCUUGCUUCCCGAUUCCCGUGCCACCCAGCGACCAGCGCGUCCACGGCCAAUCAUGCCUCGGAUUCCACAGAAGCAGCGCCACCUGCAACACCGGUACAACCUCCAUCUUCUUUAAAACCUUCGCUCAUAGGCAACAGCUCAAUGCAUUGACCUCUUACAUUGAUGGGAGCCAGAUAUACGGAAGUAGCGACGAUUUGGCUGAGCGCCUCAGAGAUAUCAACCACGACGAGGGACUGCUGUUAGUUGGAUCCCUCUCCCAGCAGGGGAAGCGACUCCUGCCGUAUGAUUUUACCGGGAUAAUCGGUCCUGCAGAUUGUCAAAUCGAAAGCGGCAAACGGUAUAUUCCGUGUUUUCUGACUGGAGACAGUCGAGCGAACGAGCAUUUAGGAUUGACCGCAAUGCACACUAUAUGGAUGCGAGAACACAAUCGGAUUGCCUCUGAUCUCAAAGAUAUGAAUCCCCACUGGGACGGCAACAUGUUGUACCACGAAGCUAGGAAAAUAGUCGGAGCACUGAUACAACACAUCACAUACACGGAAUGGCUCCCGAAGAUUAUAGGUCCGGAGGGCAUGAAAAUGCUUGGUGAAUACAAAGGAUAUGACCCGACCUUGGAUGCCUCAGUCACCAACGAGUUCGCCACCGCCGCCAUGCGGUUCGGCCACUCGCUCGUGCAGCCAAUGUUGUUCCGAUUGAACAGCAGCUUCCAGCCCAUACCGGAAGGGAACAUCGCGCUCCACAAGGCGUUCUUCUCGCCGUACCGACUAGUGGAGGAGGGUGGCAUCGAUCCCAUUCUGCGGGGUUUCUUUUCACAAGGCGCCAAGAUGAGAAUGCCUCACGAAAUUAUGAACACCGAGCUGACGGAACGCUUGUUUUCUCUGGCUAACAGAAUAGGUCAAGACCUUGCUUCGUUGAACAUCCAGCGGGGCCGCGAUCACGGACUGCCGUUCUAUAACGAGUACCGCAAAAUGUUAAACCUGAGCGAAGCGCGCAGCUUCGAUGACCUCCAGGGAGAGGUCCAGGACAAGGAGACACGGGACAGUCUUCAGCUGCUUUACAGACACGUCGACAACAUUGACCUGUUCGUUGGCGGGAUGGCGGAGACUCCACUUCCAGGCUCAAAGAUUGGACCGACCUUCACCAACAUCCUCGUAGACCAGUUCCGCCGCCUCAGGGACGCCGAUAGAUUUUGGUACGAGAACCCGAUGGUGUUUAAACCCGACCAGGUGGUCCAACUCCGUCAGUCCUCGCUUGCACGUGUCAUCUGUGACAACAGUGAUGCGAUCACGCAGGUACAGCGUGACGUAUUCUCCAUGGUGACGUCACGGGACGAGUACCUGUCGUGCAGGGACAUCCCUCAAGUUGAUCUCAAGAUGUGGAGUGACUGUUGUAUGGACUGUGGAAAGUCUGGUGAUUUCGGAUCAAUCACAAACCACUUCCGACCGAGAAGAACGACAGAGUUUUCAUACCAAAGCGAUAACCCUAACUACGGAGGUUCGUCUGCCUCCCUGGACCAGUUCCGGUCAAGCGUUUACUCAAAGCACGAGGUGGACCAGAAGAUGCACGAUAUGGAAGUGCGCAUGCGCGAGAUGGAGACGCUCAUGCACGGCAUGGAACAUUCAGUGAAAAAGAUGAAACGAAACAUGAGGACGAUGAUGUCGCACGCGGCCAAGGACAUGUUUUGUAUGGACGAGGGCGGGGAAAAGCACGCGCACGGCAGCAAAUGGACGCCAGACGACUGCACUGUCUGUAGAUGCAAGAUGGCAAAAUCCAAGUGUAAAACUAUACCAUGUCCGACACCCAACUGCCCCUUCCCAAAGAAAAUGCCAGGCAAAUGCUGUAUGGUGUGUUGACGUCCCUAGUCCAAUACGUGAUUUGACUAUUUUUAUACACUGAAGUGCUAAAGUAUAACAAAAGUGUUAGCUCUGUGUUUUCUAUGGAGAGAACAUUCCAAAGAUAUUGACAAUAUCAGAAUAGCUUUGAUAUUGAACUGUUGGUCCUCCGGCAUGGUAACUUCUUCUCGAGCUCUUGUUGCAGACGUCAGUGAUAUGUUCAGGGACUUAGCUUUAUUUAUUUGCUGUAAGAAAUCCAUACUAAGAUAGAAAAAUAUUGUCAGGCAGCCAUUGUGGAAUCUGGUGCAGCUCUCCAACACUUCAUCAGCACAGAACUCUGACGACGGAACAUUUCAACAGACUCAAAUAUGACCUGAUAACCUUGUCCACAUGCAUACACAGUAUGCGACCAAAGAGAUUCCUAGUACUUGUAAAAUGUACGUACUGUUUGCAUUAGUUCAUUAUCUGAACUUGUGUCUUGGUUUAUGCUAAUCCUUUACGGCCAUCUGCUCCUGCAAUGACGCAUGUUGGGAUCUUCCCUUUUGUAUAUCACGUGCCAUAUUUUGACGGACAAUAUGAUGAUUAAUGUGAAAAUGAUAAAGUUUCAGUUGCAAGUUUCCCGUGUUUAAAAGGUAGAUUUUAAAUUAAAAUUUUAAAGAAUUAUUUUCCUGACUGUGUCAAAACAAUCCUAAUCAUAAUAUUAUUUAAGUCAAGCAAUGAAUGCUUGCAAGCCGAAAACGUGAAAUGGUACGGUAAAUGUCUGAUUUAAACAUUCAAUAUGUCCACGGUUUCUGAAAUUUGAUGUUUUAAAUGUACAUCAUGUCCAGGCCAGUAUGAGUUUCAUGAUAUCGUUUCUGUGUAUAUAUUAUACUUUCCUCAUUAAAUGGGGUAACAGUUGUAACGCGUACACAUAUGUGUGUAAACUGCUGCCUAGCAUCCACAUUCUAUUAUUCUCAUUUAUCGUGCAUAUAGUGCUGACAUGUAAAUGCUUUUAGAUUUGUAUUUUGUAUUUGUAAGUUGUUACAACAAACGAAAUAUGAACAUAUGGAUAACAUGUUUGAGAAUUAUUAAGAUUUCCUGAAUUUAGAAACGGUAUAUUUUUGAAUGAUUUAACUUUGUACAAUGUGAUAUUGUAUUAUGUCUUGGAAAUAAAACAAAACUAAAA
Molecule: messenger RNA, 6628 nt
Organism: Mya arenaria
Lineage: Eukaryota; Metazoa; Mollusca; Bivalvia; Myida; Myidae
Product: peroxidasin homolog
Exons: 21
Coding region: 964-5484 (1506 amino acids)
Biological process (GO): response to oxidative stress
Molecular function (GO): peroxidase activity; heme binding; protein binding
Source: RefSeq, a predicted model, not a curated record